UGAGAAGUUGCCAGGGCCGACUGGGCGAAUUGUGGUCCUCAACACCAACCUGUACUAUAGCAACAAUGAGCAGACGGCCAACAUGGCCGACCCUGGCCAGCAGUUCCAGUGGCUGGAAGACGUGCUGACCAAUGCGUCCCGAGCUGGGGAAAUGGAAACUCCUACUUCUACAUUGAGAUUAUUAAGCUGGUGGGACAACCACACAAUUACACGCCUUGUGAUAAUCUGGGGACAACGGCAAGGUGCAGGAAUAGGGGUGGAAACGGACAGCUGCUCAUGGCCUGCCUUCCCCGUGACCCCUAUCCAGGACAUGGUGACCUACUUCAUGAACCUGAGCCAGGCGAACGCGCAAGGAUCGGUGCGCUGGGAGCUCGAAUACCGGGUGACCGAGGCCUACGGGGUGCCGGACGCAGGUGCCCGCUCCAUGCACGCGGCGCUGGGCCGCAUCGCCAGCGACCAGGGAGCGUUGCAGCGCUACUACGUCUACAACUCGGUCAGCUAUGACGCGCGGGCCUGCGGCGAGGUCUGCCGCACAGAGCACUUGUGCGCGCUGCGCGAGGUGGACUUCGACGCAUACGGCGCCUGCCUGCGCGCUCCCGGAGCUGCUCCCGCGCCCCGGCUCGCGCUGCUGUUGGCGGCGCUGCUCGGCCUGCGCGCGCUGCUCACGAGGUGACGUUGAGCGCCUUUUGCCCGCCAGCCGCGUUCGUCUUCCUCCUGAUAAAUUGGGGCCAGCGUCGCCCACUAAGAGUUGGACUUUUACACCAUAUCCCUCCGCGUCCGCAGAGUUAAUGGAUGGGACAGCCAGAUCAGGAAGUGAAGCUGAAAGACCCCACCAGAAGCACAUUUCUUACAAGUUUCACCUUUUAUCGGAAAAAAAAAGCUCAACGUGCAUCUUAUUCUGUGUAUUCCUUUCAAUAUGUAAAUCAUGUUUAAAGCAACUCCCUUGCACAGUUAUUGAACGUCCUCCCGUCCCUCCAUACGGAUAUUCGGAGUAAAAUGAGCCAGGAAGAUGCGCCUCGAUAAUCCGGCGCUCUCCGUCUCUCCAGCACACUGCUCGAACUCGAAGCACAAUUAAUUCGCGAAGUCCAGCAAUCUGGGAUCAGAAAGAACCUUUCUGGGGUUUUUUAGGCGGCAGUUCUUGCCCGGGCGCUAAUCUCUGGACCAUUUUCGCGAUUUUGGGCGUCCAAGAGCCUCAAGUGCAAAACAAGGGAAUCAGAAGCCUGCUAAACUAAGGGCAGUACACCUCGGGCGGCCCGUCUUCGGACCUAACGGUCCUCAGGGCUCAGCGAGGUUGGGUGGAG
This is a messenger RNA of Hipposideros armiger (great roundleaf bat), 1301 nucleotides long. RefSeq names its product sphingomyelin phosphodiesterase acid like 3B (gene SMPDL3B). Gene Ontology annotation, molecular function: phosphoric diester hydrolase activity. NCBI's taxonomy places the organism in Eukaryota, Metazoa, Chordata, Mammalia, Chiroptera, Hipposideridae. Bases 83 to 673 code for a protein of 196 amino acids. The transcript is spliced from 3 exons. The record is from RefSeq and is a predicted model, not a curated record.